AUGACUUGGUUUUUGCAGGGUCAGCUGAUAUACAGCAAUUUUGAUCGCAUUGGUACCUAUGUGGAUAAUGAUGAUGAUCCGUUGGAGUUUGUACUAGCAAACACAGCUACUCAUCUGGAUGAAGAAAGUCAUUCGACGUUGUCCCACUUGUUCAAUGAUGCAACCACAGGCACGCGCCAUCCGCAAUUAGACAUGAUUUUGAAUGGAAAUGAUACGGAUGAAGCGGACUCCUCGAAUACCAGCUAUCCGUUGACAUUGCAACGGAUUUCACUGGAAUCAUGUCCCAUGACGCCACCACGUCUAGUAGGACCAAUACGAGUAUGGAUGGACGCACCGACGUUCUCGGCACUUGAGAAGCUGUAUCCGCAUCUGGAAAAUGGUGGCCAUGGACAACCAAAGGAUUGCAGAGCUAGACAUAGGGUAGCGAUUGUCGUACCGUACCGUGAUCGUGAAUCUCAUCUACGAAUUAUGCUCCAUAAUCUGCAUUCAUUCCUGGCAAAACAACAACUCGACUAUGCGAUCAUUGUUGUCGAGCAAAUUCCCAACCAAACAUUCAAUCGGGCAAAGUUGAUGAAUGUGGGAUUUGUCGAGGGAAUGAAGCUAUAUCCAUGGCAGUGUUUCAUAUUUCACGAUGUGGAUCUUCUCCCUGAAGACGACCGAAACUUGUAUUCAUGUCCGACAAUUCCUCGACAUAUGAGCGUAGCUGUAGACAAAUUCAAUUAUCAGCUCCCAUAUAGAUCGAUAUUUGGAGGUAUAAGUGCAAUGACUGUUGAGCAACUGCAUUCCAUAAAUGGGUUUUCAAAUCGAUAUUGGGGUUGGGGUGGAGAAGACGAUGACCUUGCUGACAGAGUGUCUACGAUUGGCUAUAAAAUAGCGCGAUAUCCUGCGGAGAUCGCGCGCUACAAAAUGAUCAAACACGCUCACGAAGAAAAAAGUAAUCCUGUUAACAGUUGUCGGUACAAGCUGAUGGCUCAUACGAAGAAAGACUGGAAAAGUGACGGUCUCAACUCGCUAAACUAUAAGAUACUGAAAGUUGAACUGUUACCGCUGUACACACAUAUUUUGGUGGACUUGUUGGAAAACGAUGAACGUUCAGCGAUUCGAAGAGCUUUUAAAUGUUAG
Messenger RNA from Cooperia oncophora, 1122 nucleotides. The record is from the annotation of a GenBank genome assembly. Lineage: Eukaryota; Metazoa; Nematoda; Chromadorea; Rhabditida; Trichostrongylidae.